AUGGCUUCACGCGGCUAUGUCGAUCCCAACUGGCCUCCCCCAGGCGGUGACGGCAACACCUCAGUCAUAAUCUACGGCUACACACCUUCCUUUGCCCUCGGAGUCCUAGGAUGUGUAUUGUUCUUUGUUGCCGGCCUCGCACAUGGAUGGCAGCUACUCAAAUACCGAAGCUGGUACUUCAGUACCAUGAUGAUUGGAAUUGGCUUUGAGAUAGUUGGCUACACCUUCCGCAUUCUCUCCGCCCGUGUCAAUCCUUACAAAUUGAAUUACUUCGUAAUCCAAUACUUCUUCAUCGUUGUCGCGCCCGUCUUCUUCGCGGCGGCAAUUUAUACACUCCUCUCGCGCCUCAUCUCCGCUACGAGUCGCCAAUAUGCACCGCUGAAGCCCAAACUCAUCCUAUGGAUUUUCAUCACUUGCGACGUCGUUGCGACAAUCGUCCAGAUCUUGGGUGCAGCACUGAUUGGGGUCGCGGCAUCGAAUCGCAAAGACACGACGACGCCUAAUAACAUUCUAUUGGCGGGUCUGGCAUUCCAGGCAGCUACCUUCUUUGUUUUCAUUGUGUUGUUCGGGUUGUUUGUGGGGAGGGCGAAGCAGGUGUUGUUUAAGACUAUAGGGAAAGGGUUCUAUGCUGCAUUUUCGCUGGCUGUGGCAUUGUUCUACAUGCGCAUAUGCUUCCGGUUGGCUGAGACAGCAGAUGGAUUGUAUGGGAGACUAAACACCAAUGAGGUGUAUUUUGGCACGUUGGAGUUCAUGCCAGUUGUUCUUGCAACACUGUUGUUGUCGGCGUGGCAUCCAGGAAGGGAUGCGCCAGUCAAGAACUCCGAGGCAUUUGAGCAGCUCUUUGCAACUAAUAUACCUUUACUCGUUGGUACUUUCCCUUGCCACGUUCUUGCUCUCACUUCGUACAUCUACUUUGAUGUUGACUAUACCAUUUCGGCGACUCCUCGCUUCACCAUUUAUCAGCAUCCUACAUAA
Molecule: messenger RNA, 975 nt
Organism: Plenodomus lingam JN3
Lineage: Eukaryota; Fungi; Ascomycota; Dothideomycetes; Pleosporales; Leptosphaeriaceae
Source: RefSeq, a predicted model, not a curated record